This is a messenger RNA of Fusarium poae, 354 nucleotides long. RefSeq lists its product as uncharacterized. The record is from RefSeq and is a predicted model, not a curated record. Bases 1 to 354 code for a protein of 117 amino acids. The transcript has a single exon. Lineage: Eukaryota; Fungi; Ascomycota; Sordariomycetes; Hypocreales; Nectriaceae.
AUGUCAUUCCGUCGGGUUACCACCAGCCACAGCCUUUUGGCCCUGCGCCAAGUCAUCGCGCGAAACACGAUCAAGUCCCAAACCCCUCAGAUUUUACAAAGAAGCACAUUUGCGACACAAGGCUACGGGGACAAUGAGGGAGACCCAGUGAACUCCAAGGACGCCCCUAAUUCGCAAGCGACACAUGACGCGGAGCACCCAGGCCCAACACCCCCGGCCGGCAAAGCAAAGAACAACGAGACGAGCAGUAAAAGUCCAGAGGAUGCAAGUGCUCAAUCGGGCGGAUCAAGAUCAAAGGAAGCUGUUGAGAAGGGAAAGAGUCCUACCGCUGGGCAUAUUGGGGGCAAGGAGUAG